AACUCCCGCUGUCUCUGUCUCUCGUUCUCUCUCUCCCCCUUUCUUUCUCUUCUUCUUGACUCCCUCCAUCAUCCUCCUCUUCCUCAUCCAGCAUGCCACUCUCCUCUCUUCCCUCUGCUCCCCGUCUUCAUCUCAACUUGAACUAUUCCUGCAUUUAAUUUUUAAUGAUAUACAUACAGCUCGCGCACUACCGCUCUCCUCUUUCUCUGUCCCCCACCCCCCUACUCUCUGCUCCUUUCUUCUCCACCUGUUAGUCUCCCUCUUCUCUCCGCACUGGAGACCCCUCUUUUUUUAUGUGGAGUUUCACACUUGCGCUAUCACUGAGCCCUAUGACUGUGCGAAAAGGCAAACGUUUAGGCAUCUCCAUCCAGGAGCACAUGGCCAUUGACGUCUGUCCAGGCCCCAUCCGCCCCAUCCGCCAAAUCUCUGCCUACUUCCCUCGACUCUCACCCACUUCUUCUUUCUCUGAGCCGCUCUCCCCCAAUCAGGUGGCAGCACCCACCGUGCUCAGUCCUGGUAACACAGGUCAAGGUGGAGGGGUCAUUGGAGGUGGGGGAGAGGGAGGAGGAGGAGGAGGAGGAGGAGGGAGCAGUGGGCUGUUGUCCCCGCUAUUACCAGGGGCAGUGGGUGGAGGGGGUUCACUGUCAGCCAUGAGCAGCAUGGACACCUCCAUUGAGAUCGACAGCUGUGACAGCGAUGAUAACACCUCUUUGGGAACGUUAGAGUUUGACCUACUGUAUGAGAGAGCCACCAGCUCCUUACACUGCACAGUCCUGAGAGCAAAGGGUCUGAAGCCGAUGGAUUUCAAUGGUUUGGCCGAUCCGUAUGUAAAGCUGCACCUGCUGCCAGGAGCCUGCAAGGCCAAUAAACUGAAAACCAAGACUGUUCGCAACACAUUGAACCCCGUGUGGAAUGAGACACUCACCUACUGUGGAAUCACAGAGGAGGAUAUGUACCGCAAAACACUCCGGGUGUCUGUGUGUGAUGAAGACAAGCUGACACAUAAUGAGUUCAUUGGAGAGUCACGGGUGGCGCUGCGCCGCGUGAAGCCUGACCAGACCAAACACUUUAACAUCUGUCUGGAGCAUCCACCUCCUCUGCCUUCGCCCACUGCAAUGAGCACAGCCCUGAGAGGAAUCUCCUGCUACCUGAGAGAGUGGGAGACAGAGCAGAAGAGAAGUCUAGAAGAGAGAGGACGCCUGCUGCUCUGCCUGCAGUACGUCCCCCCGGCCAGUGAUGGCGACGUGAAAGGCGAGGCCAAAGACAGGGCUCGUGGGGGCCUGUGUGUGGGCGUCAAACGCUGCGCCCACCUGGCAGCCAUGGAUGUCAACGGCUUCUCAGACCCCUACGUUAAAACGUACCUCAAGCCAGAUGUUCACAAGAAAUCCAAGCACAAAACUGCAGUUAUAAAAAAGACUCUCAACCCGGAGUUUAAUGAGGAGUUCUUCUAUGAAAUCUCCUUCUCAGAGUUAGCCACCAAAACACUGGAGGUCACGGUGUGGGACUACGACCUGGGAAAGUCCAAUGACUUCAUAGGUGGCGUAUCCUUAGGGUGUCACUCACAGGGAGAGACUCUGCAGCACUGGAUAGACUGUCUGAAGAACAAGGGCAAGAAGGUGGAGCGCUGGCACACGCUGACCAACGAGCUGCCUGGAUCCACAGUGCAGGAAUGAACUGAGCCCCCUUGCCCACUCUGACACUGGAGGAAAAGUCUGAAGACUUAGGAUGGGAAAUAUUUCAUUGCAUGCUCUGAGGGCUUUCUGCAUGACUAUGAAGGAUUCAUAUCCUACUUACUUUGUGUCAUAAAUGAGUUCAUAAUUCAUAACGGUGAGCCUAAAGGGUUCACAUUCAGAGGACAAAAUUCUAAUCUUGGCUCUAAAUAGACCUGAUGCAAAUAUAAGAAACCCUCCCAUCUGCUAAGCCAAGAGUGUGCAAAUUCUCAUAAUCACAUUUAUAGAGAUCCAUGUUCCUUUUGUGGAUUUUAUUUCGGUCUAACUGGUCAGAUCUUAAUCUACAAAAGAACUGAAAUUGUGCAUGACAUUACAAUGUCCCUCAAUGUAGUUUAAUGAUUUGGCAUUUUGACUCUAAUGUCGUCCCUCAUGUCAGGUUUGCUUGCUCUUAUUAAAUCUAUCCUGUUAUUUUCAUUAAAUGCUGACAUUAGAACGCCACCGUUAUGACCAUCUGUCUCACCACGCACACAUCUCUCCCUUGCAAUAAUGUUCUGCAUAAUGCUUCCGAAGACUUCCAAGUGGUCUUAAUACUAUCAGAUGUUUUGUAUCUAUUGAGCUGCCACUGGACUGCCAGCAGACAGCACACCCUGAUAAGAUUAUUGGUUCUUCCAUGUUGAUGACUUGUGUCAGUUAUUUGCAUGUUCAGUGUUGAUGGAGCAAACUAAAAGAGAAAUAUGUGCCAGGCUCUGCUGCAGGAUAAAAUGUUCAUCGUGGUGUUGUUCCCAGUUCUCCUAAGGUGUAUUGCUCUGAUUAACAAAUGAGAAUUUUUAUUUGAUUUGAGCGUAGUUUUUUUUUUUUAUAUUCACAGGUGUUUGAUGUGUCAGCUUCUUGUUAAUGACACACUGAUGUUUUGCCUCACAUCCCCAUAGAUGUACAGAAGAGGACAGAAGGGUAAGUAACAGAGAGGUUUCAGAGAGCUGUGCAUGUUACUGUACUAUGACACACAGUAGGUAAAAUCAUCAAUCUUUGUUUAAUCUUCGAAUUACAAAUAUGAAUGAUGUAUAGAGCACAGUGCUGUGUGCUGUCUCUCUGUGGCUGCUGUACUAAUGACUGCAUUAACCAAGUUGAAGGUUUUAUCUGUGCUCAGUCUCCUGUGAUAUCAGAGGCAUGCUGAAAAUACCAGUGGUGUUCAUAUGUAAAGAUAUAUGGUGUUUCACUUGCUUUGGAUGUUUGUCUUUGGAAUAUAAACUGUGCAUGUUUUUUUCAUAAACUAUUCAUAUUGAUUUAUUAUGUGCAUCCUUGAAUUUCUAUUAUAUUUGUUCCAUGGCUCCACAGGGACCUCUGAACCUCUGAUAUUAACUUAGGCUCAAUUUAGGUGCAACACUAUAAAGCCACCGCUGCCACCUGGUGUUCGGGAUCUGCAACUGCAGCCUUUUCUCUGACUAAUGUGAUCAGAAGUGAUCAACAGACGGGUCCGAGGGGGGGACCUAUUUGUUUUCUACCCCCUACCCUACCCGCUGCAGAUUACCUGGAUGAGGUGUGUUCAGUCAGACAGAAGCUGGAAGAUGCCAUCUUAGAUGAAGGUGGAAUUAGGAGUGUCAGAUACAAAAUUCAUGUGUUCAAAAAUGUUUUUCAAUUAACUUAAAUUAACUGAACUGAAUUCAACUUCAGGUCAAAAAAUCAAUCAAUCAAAUAAAAAAAACACCACAAUAUGAAAUAAGAAAUUCAAAUUUGUGGAUGACCAAUGGUUCUUCUUCCUCUUGUAUUUUAGGCAGAUUAGACACUUUGAUCGCUUGACUGACAGAGGUCCACACAUAUGUUUGCAUUUGAAUGUUUUAUCUUGAAUUUUGGUGUCUGAAUUUCACCAAUCCAUCCUGAACAAGCUAACUGUACUUUAACAGAUGUAUACAUUUGAGCAACUUCAACACAGCUGUAUAGUAUAUAAAACUUCACAAUACACUAAAAAAAAAACUCUGUACAUCUGU
This is a messenger RNA of Monopterus albus (swamp eel), 3655 nucleotides long. RefSeq names its product double C2-like domain-containing protein alpha. Gene Ontology annotation, biological process: regulation of calcium ion-dependent exocytosis; spontaneous neurotransmitter secretion; exocytosis. The transcript is spliced from 11 exons. Gene Ontology annotation, cellular component: synapse; extrinsic component of synaptic vesicle membrane. Bases 294 to 1673 code for a protein of 459 amino acids. The record is from RefSeq and is a predicted model, not a curated record. NCBI's taxonomy places the organism in Eukaryota, Metazoa, Chordata, Actinopteri, Synbranchiformes, Synbranchidae.